GGCAAGCAAAAGAGGCGGCUGACGUCACAAGAACGCGACAUUUGUUUUUGUUUUUCUUGUUUGACACUGUCAUUUUGUCUCCAUUUUAACCUUUCGUGUUAAAUUAGAUUUGAUUGUAAAAUGAAUUAAAGCAGAUACUGUGGUCGACGCGGCGCGAAGACUUAAAAAAAACCAAGUUUGUUAAAAACAUGGAUGUUAAUGUGGGUAUUAGAUUGCGGGUUUAUACAGUAACACAUGCUGUUUGGUGGGAUUCAGUGAUCCUGGAGGACAUUGGAUGUUAAAAAACAUUUAUAUUUGUUUUAAAAAGCGUGCUGGUUUUAUUCAGAAACGUCUUUUUUUCCCCCUGGUUGUGUUGGAGAUGUGCGGAGUCAGCAGAUCUUUGUGAAGGACUGAGCGUUUACUGGACUGGAUAAGAUUUCAAGACCAAUCGAGACAUGCAGUAGAAGGAGCCACCUCAGGAUUUCAUCCUCCUCAGAUACUCCUGUAAACCUUGAGGGGGAAAAAACACAGCCCAUGUCUGAGAUUCUAUGCCACACUCCGUCUAUUUCCGGUUAGAUUCCGUGGAAUCUUUAAUCGACGUCAUUCCAUAUAUGUUUUAUCUCGGCCUCUUCUUUGUGAACAUCCUCAUCCUCUACUAUGCCUUUCUGAUGGAAUACAUAGUGCUUAAUGUGGGAAUUGUCUUCCUACCUGAGGACAUGGACCAGGCACUGGUGGACCUGGGGGUCCUCUCUGACCCGGCAUCCGUCCCCUAUGAGACAGACCCAGAGUUUGAUGUGCUGGAGGGAUAUCUGGAGUAGAUUGUAUGGACAGAACAUGGCUUUGGUUAUGAGGCAUGUUAGUCAGGUGUGUGGUGGGAGGGAUGUGCUGUGUGGAACACAACCAAGGACUGGAUCUAUGAUGGUGAUGAGGAUGAAAAAUGGAAAUCAUGAUUCUUAUCGCCGUAGCUUUGAGAAAAUGGUGCCUUGGCCAUCACAUGCAAAAAAUCAGCGUACAAAGAAGUAAGGCUAUGCAGGGGCUUUGGAAUUGGUCCGAAAUAACGACCCAUAAAAAGCAAGGAACUGUGUACACUUUAUACACUUCAUCCACCUCAUACAGGCUGCUACAGUAAAAUAAUGGUGAUGGUUUGAAACAGAGGUUGUCCAGACUCAAGAAAAAAGAAGGGACGUGCGAGUCAGGUGGAGUUUCUUCCACGCCUACGUCGUGCGGUUGUCCAUAAAACGGAACGGAUCGGACCGGAUCGGACAUGACAUCACCACCUACACUGUGGCUCCCUUAAUCACUAAGCUGGCUUAGGUUUAGAUGGAUGCUCGCUCAAAGCUGCUGAGAUUUAGGCCUGGUUUUAACACCAAAGCUUCAAUGCAUCUUCAUCAUUUUUCGUUUGAGAUUAAAUACAUUAAUACAGCACUUAACACAUUUUACACUAUAAUUUAGGUCAGAUUCAUUUCAGUUUUAUUUUAUUUCCGUAGCGCUUUUUACAAUGGACUUUGUCUCAGAGCAGCUUUACACAGAUAAAGCGGUAAUAUUGUUAUAGAAAAGUCUGUGUACGUUUAUCGCCUAUAAGUUUGUUCCUUAUAACUGUUUACCCCUGACGAGCGAGCCGGUGGUGACUGUGGCCAGGAAAAACGCCGUAUGAGAAAGAAACCUUGAGAGGAACCAGACUCAAAACAGGAUCCUCAUCCUCAUCUGGGGGUCACCGAAUGACUAUUUAUUGCAGUCCCAUUGUUGAGGUGUGCAGUAAUUGAUGCGUAAAGAUUUGACCUCAGAUGUGUCUGACCUUCUGAAUUCUGCAUGUUUGGUUGCUUUCAUUUGAACGUUUUAAGUUAGAAUAGAUGCAAUACCUUAGCAAUACCUCUCUGAGACUGACGGAGAUUUUCUCCAUGCUGCUUUCGAGGAGUUUGAAGCCGAACGCUGAUUACACGCUGUAAAGCCCCCGAGCUGAUCCAUGGAACAUGGAUUACAGAAACAAAUCCUAUAUACACACACGCACAUACACUAUACUGUAUAUAUACAGACACACACAGAUAUAUAAUAUGUGUGUGUGUGUGUGUGUGUAUAAUAAAUAAUUAAUUUCACUUAAA
Molecule: messenger RNA, 2078 nt
Organism: Silurus meridionalis
Lineage: Eukaryota; Metazoa; Chordata; Actinopteri; Siluriformes; Siluridae
Gene: dexi
Product: Dexi homolog (mouse)
Exons: 2
Coding region: 528-797 (89 amino acids)
Source: RefSeq, a predicted model, not a curated record